Bombyx mandarina (wild silkworm) is the source of this 447-nucleotide messenger RNA. RefSeq lists its product as uncharacterized. NCBI's taxonomy places the organism in Eukaryota, Metazoa, Arthropoda, Insecta, Lepidoptera, Bombycidae. The record is from RefSeq and is a predicted model, not a curated record.
AUGGCAAAAUUUCUCAAAUCGUUCUUUACGCCGAGCGAAAAGCGGAAACACUCCAAGUACGACGGUGAAACGGAAGACGGCAAAACUGAUUUCCCGCCAUUAGAUGAAAGGCGAAAACUGUCUAUAUCCAGAUCUGGACGAUUAAAGCAAGCAAACAGAAAGCGGCAUUCACUAUCUUUGGAUCUGUACGGUGAAAGUAACCAAUGCGUCGAGAAACCGAAGUCUAGAGAGUAUCACGUGCAGAUCGCUUCGUCAGAUUUAAGCACUGACAAGAAUCAGAGACGGAAAAGUGCAGAUAGUAACAACUACAUUCACACUAAAACAGAACGUUUUCAUAAAACGAAAACUCAAGAUAACAAACAGAGUAAUGUUAACGACGCGGGAGUAUGUCCUGAAACAGAAAUUGACAGCGCUUUUGAAAUAAUUGACAGACCAUGAGACUUUGGA